Amyelois transitella is the source of this 12824-nucleotide messenger RNA. Its product is annotated as intermembrane lipid transfer protein Vps13. Gene Ontology annotation, biological process: protein retention in Golgi apparatus; protein targeting to vacuole. Gene Ontology annotation, cellular component: extrinsic component of membrane. The coding region runs from base 130 to 10626 and encodes 3498 amino acids. NCBI's taxonomy places the organism in Eukaryota, Metazoa, Arthropoda, Insecta, Lepidoptera, Pyralidae. The record is from RefSeq and is a predicted model, not a curated record. The transcript is spliced from 59 exons.
CUCAGAUAGUUUUGUUUACGAUUCCUGUGGUCCGCAUCGUGAUUAAUAUAAGUAAUACUAAUUUGUCUUUUGUGUGUUCAAUUUGCGUCUACAUUUUAUGCUCAACAAUAGUUCCUACAUCUCACCAAGAUGUUCGAGGGCGCGGUGGCCGGCAUCCUGAACCGGCUGCUGGGCAAAUACGUGCAAGAUCUGGACACGGAGAAUCUCAACGUUGGGAUCUUCUCCGGGAAUGUCAACCUCACUGACCUGAAGCUCAAGCCUGAGGCGCUGUAUGAGCUGGACUUACCAAUUGACGUGAAGAUAGGCACGAUAGGCCGGAUAAGUCUGCAGAUCCCCUGGUCCGGACUGUACACCCAGCCGGUCAUAGUGCACAUUGAGGAUGUGCUGGUGCUCGUGGGGCCCGCUAUAUCAAACAGACAUUUUGAUCCAGAAAGGGAGAAACGCCUCAUGCGGGCGGCCAAAAGAAAGAUUCUACAGGACUUAGAAGCCGAGAGUGAGAUCAUGAAAGGUCCCCAGAACUUCUUCGAGCACUUGUUCACGGCUAUCGUGAAUAACCUCCAGAUUUACGUGAGGAAUGUCCACGUGAGGUAUGAGGACUCCAUCAGCUCGAAGGAUGGACCUUUAGCUUGUGGUCUGUGUUUGCAGAGUCUUUCAAUUGAAACUACGAAUAGCAAAUGGAAACCGUCAGUGACCCCACCCAAUGCGUCGACUGUCUACCAAAUGAUGAGAGUUGAAUCUCUCUCUCUGUACUGGAACCCCACGGCCACGGCGCUUGAUGACAACGAGACAGCCCACAUCACGCCCAUGCAGUAUUACAACUGGAAGCAUUACAUGCUCACUGGAUUAAACAAGUUCUCUAUGCAUCAUGAGGACUUUGAGUUUUUGCUAAAGCCAGUGACGUGCAAAAUCAAAGUGCUGAUCAAUCGUUCUGGAGAGGCACGUGUUCCUAGACUUCUACUGGACGCUGUGCUGGCUGAUAGUGCUCUACAGCUGUCUCGCAGACAGUUUCUCUCCAUAGACAACCUCCUUGCGUCUUUCAGCAGGAUCAAACUGAACAGGAAAUACCGCCACCUUCACCCUGGGGUGCCACUAAGCAAAGACGUAAAGAAAUGGUGGCUCUACGCAUACAACGCUGUCUUAGAACAACGCGUGCGCCCGUUCACAUGGGCGUCAGUGCGGAAACACAGGGAGAAUUAUAAUGAAUACAAACAGACCUAUAAGAGUACCUUGAGGAGUCCCAAUGACACGGAACUGAAGCUGGACCUUCAGAAGUGCGAGGACAGCCUCCCGAUUGUGUCUGUCGUCAUUGCGCGAGAGCACGCUAAGUUCGAGUUGCUGACACAAGAACCAGAUCGCAUUCAAGUCGUAGAAAGCGAGAUAGACUGGUGGCUGCCCACGCUCGACUCUGACGAGGAAGAGAAACACCGCAGCUCCCUGUGCGUCAAGUCUGAGCGGAGUCGAACCCUGUGGAGCCAUCUGUCCAGCCCUGAGAAGAAGAGGGUUUGCGAGCUGAUUGGUUACGUGGAGGGGGAACCCAGGGAUGCUUCUAAACAGUUUAUUGAACACAAAUUAAACUUGACGUUAGCCAACUGUUCGCUAACCUUGAUGAAUAGGAGCAAGGAAGUGCUGGUCGUCACUCUCACUCAGUUCCUCGCCUCGUUGGAAACAAGACCUUCUGCUAAAGCGUAUAAGGUGUCAUGCCGCGCAGAAAGCAUAGUAGUGGAGGGGGUGACGCGCGACGGCGAGCUGGCGGCGCUGGUGAGCGGCGCGCGCGCAGGCGCGGCCGCGCUGCUCGCGCUGGACUUCGACAGGAACCCCGGGGACGCCGACUACGGGCUCUGCUGCGCCGUGGAGCCGCUGGAGUUCCUCUACAUUGAGCACUCUUUCACUGAGCUGAUAAACUUCUUCCAAACCCGUUCGAUGACGACUGAAGACCUGAUGGAGGAAGUCAGCCAGGUGGCAGACAAAGCGGCGGGCGUCAGCAAGUCUGUGCUGGCGUAUGCUGUGAGCAGGAAGAAGGUGUUCCAGCUGAACGUGGAUAUCAAGGGGCCGUGUGUAAUAAUACCGGAGCAUGGGUGUGUUCAGAAAUCCGGCCGAGUAAUGGUCGUGGACAUAAGUCGCAUUCAGGUCAAGUGUGAGUUGCAGCCUCCGAAUCUGACUUUAGAGGACGCCACUUGCAUGGAGCUGGAGGAGAGAUUGUAUGAUAGACUGCACGCCGAUUGUUCUGUACAGGUGCUAUUCUGCGAUUGCACGGACUCGUGGCGAGAGAUGAGGAAACACGCCGACUCUGAGCUCCACCUGGUGCCCAGGAUACGAGCUCAGCUGGUCUUCUCCAACAGCAUCAAGAAAGACUACAAACUUCUACCGCGAUAUAAACUCAACAUAUCUCUAUCAAGUUUCAAAUUAAACCUUUCCGAUCGCAUCAUCGGUCUACUCCUGGAUUUUAUGGACAACCUUCCCGUGCCGGUUCCCAAUACGGUCCCCGUGUCGUUUUUGGACUCCGGAGACUACGUGGAAGAUUUCGAUGACCCAGAGCUGGUGGAAAUCAUGGCCCAGGACUUGGUGAUGGCAGAUCCGGGGUACAGUGAGCUGGUGGAUUUGAGGCAGAGAAUUGUGGCCGCCUAUUUGAGGAGGAACAGGGUAGCAGAAUCUCCUUACGACUCAGCCGGAGCCCGCGCGGGUUUCCAAGAGUCUUCCCAAGCGUUCGUGUCUGCGGACCACAGCGACGAAGAUAUGGAGGUGUACGCCAGAUCCGUAGACCUGCCCGGCUUUGACGACAACGUGUCUCCUAGCAAUAAUAUACUGGUGUUGUUGAGGUUUAUCAUUGGUGAAAUAGUUAUCAACCUUUCCCGCUCCACGGACCAGACGGAGAAACCUUACAUCAUGUUAAGCAUCAGCAAGGUCUGCCUGGAUGUGGCUCUCAUGGAAUUCGGUCCAGCUGUCCAGUUGUCCAUCGGCCAGGCUUUGUUGACUGACAAACAGCAUCACAGCGCCAAUGGACAAUAUCUUGAGUUGCUGACCAGCUCUGGGGAACUCUUCAACUUGUUGUACAGAAAGGUCCGAGCCGACUGCCCAGAGUUCAAGUCCCAUUUUCACAACGUUGAACAAUCGUUGGUCGCGGACGCGGGCCACGUCUCGUUGUUACUACACGCAGAAGCUAUACGAACGUUGUUCAAAUACACACAGUAUAUUUAUGACAAGGUUCAACAUCGGGCCGCACUGAACUUGAACAAGCUGGUGGUCCCUCGAGGUAUGUCCUUGUGGAACUACCUCAUGAGACCAGAGGCCGACCCGCCGGUGCCUUCUGGCGCGACCAAAUUCAGUUAUUCCGUGAGAGUGUCCUCAGUGUCAGUGAAGUUGUGCCAUUUGGACUGUACGCUAGUGGAACUGAAGCUUGCUACUCUGGAAAGCGACUGUGUUUUCCGAGCUAACGACAGAAUGAUAUUCAAGUUAUAUCUGAGCUCGUUACAGCUGGAUGAUUUAUCUGAAACUACUUUGUAUCCAAAGCUUAUAUGGCCCGAUGAAGACAAAGUGCUGGAAUUGAAGUACGUCCGCGCAGCGCCUCGAUACUACGGCCCUCCGCAGCAGUUGCAGGCUCACGGACAACUCAAAGUCUAUCUCGGGAGGCUGCAUGUGGUUCUGUUCUACUGUGUUCUGCAUCAUCUACAGCAAUUUCUGGAACCCCUUAUGUCGAGUUCGUGUGGUAGCGGCGUCACCACCGCGGAGCGUGUGGUCACUGAAAAAAUAUUUGCCGCGAGACACGACACCACAAGGCUCAGUUUAGCCGUAGAGAUUCAUGCACCAGUUCUGCUACUACCUCAGAAGCCAUCGUCUCCAAAUCUACUAGUUCUCAACAUGGGUGACCUUCUAGUGGAAAACUUCUUCAAACAAGCGAACUUGCAUCAAGAAGCGACAAGUCCCAAUCAAAAUCCUAUAAUUGACAACAUUCUGAUCAAGCUGGUCAAUAUUACCUUCUCCCGGGCUGUCAUGACCUUGGCCGGGACUUUAGAAGUACAGGAGCCAAUCCUGGAGCCAGUAUCGAUCCGGUGUGAUGUCCAGCGAGCCUUGCGCCGGGACAUAGCGCUGGAGGCCGACGUCAUUGCGGACACCGUCAUCAUUAACCUGGGUCAGAAAGACUUGGCCACAAUAUUCGCCGUGUGGACUGACAAUUUGAGCGAUUCGCAUUAUAUUGGAAGUUUGGUUCCACCGAGCUCACCAGUGGAAGCUCCUAUGACUGACGCGUCAGUCAAAAAGCUGCAAGCCUUCUUCGCACAGGGAGAAACCAUUAGGAAGGAAGCUGUUUUGAGAUUUACCUUAGAAGGUGUGGAAUUCAAGCUAUUCUCAGACAUGGAUGAAGUCCUCAGUUCUCCCGUUCGCGACCUCAACCACGGCUUAGCCAAGUUGACUGCCGGAGAAGCCACGUUACAACUCGACUGUUACUCAGAUGGCAGCACUGAGCUUAAAGCUAGUCUGCAGAGUCUACUCAUUGAGGAUAUCAGGAUUGAUGCUGGACCCAUCAAAAGGGUGUUCGAGUCUCAAGGCGGGUCGUGCGUGGCGGCGGGCGGCAUCAGCGUGCGGCGGCCCGCGCUGGCGGAGCUGAGCGCGCGCGUGGGCCCCGCGCCGGGCGCGCAGCGGCAUGCGCACGCGCACGUCGACCGCACGCGCUGCAACCUCGCGCUGCCGUUCCUGCUGCAGCUGGCGCGCGCAUUGCUGCCCGCGCUGCCUGGAGAGAAGACAUUGGAAGGUGGCGUGGUUAAUCACGGGUACGUGGGUGAGCUGGUCUCCCGUCGAGCCAGCCAGCGACCCAGGCCUCCAAGCUCUACAGAUUCUACUAGUGGAUAUUAUUCUAAUGCGACAUCAAUCGCCGAAGAGAGCCCAGGUCUCACCAUAUCCAUCCAGUUCCGUCAGCCGGAGAUCAUGUUCUUUACUGACCUCAACAAGACCGAGGGUCACGCCUUGUUACUCCGCACUGAGCUGCUCAUUGACUACUCCUGUCAUUCUAACAGCGAGAGUCUGGUCGUGUCGCUAGCCGGGUUACAGGUGAUGUCCAAAUUGCAAUCUAAACUUAAAAACUUACCUCCGCAAGUGGUACUGAAGCCUUGUGACUUGGAGUUCUCUAAGACCCUGAAGAAUGUGGAGGAAGGCGUGCAAGUCAGGUUGAAGGUUUCGGAGAUCGAACUACAUAUAGCCGCUACCACUGUACACACGGUCAAUGACAUCCUAGACGAAAUCACAACUGAACUGACAAUUCCCGACGAGAAAGAGCUAUUCAACUUCGCAACCUACAAUCCUAAAGCGGAGAAAACUGACGAAGAACUGUGGUCGCCGAAGAAGAUCACGCCACAAGUGCUGGUCAACCCUGAACACAGUUACGCGCCCCCGAGUUAUCCCAUGGUGAAGCCUCGCGAGAGUUUCCUGGUGACCGCUCCCAGGGUGCGAGUCAUCUUCGAGAUCGAGGAGGCGGUCAGGGUGCCCGUCAUGAUAGUCCAGUUGUCAAGUGAGGUAGCUAUCCAUGACUGGUCUCGUGAGCUGCACGGCACAGCGGCGCUGAGCGUGCAAGCCCAGUGUUACAACGAACGUUUGGACGUGUGGGAGCCCGUGAUCGAGCCCAGGGUCUGCUGGGAGAACGUCUACCGCCCGUGGCAGAUCAGCGCCACUUUGUUCCAGGCAAAGGCCUACCCGAUGUCGUCUCGCCUCGAGCCAACCGAACCGGAAACGGAACCAGAUGGCUCCGUGUCAGAUCAUUCCAGAAGAUCCAGGAAGAAGAACGAAUUCGAGUCGGAAACGUCCGCCGAUGAAUGUGACACGGACAAUGAGAUGACUUUCAUCAGGAACCCAAACAGGGACUCGAAGCAUUACAGCGUGGACUUCGGCUCCGGUAACAUGUCGUUCCUGGGUGCUCUAGAUCUUGACGAGUCGGACUCAGAAAACGAGAACGGACUGAUGGACAAAUUGGCUACGGCCAUUGGACAUCUGUUUACUGAUGAUUCAAGUGCAGACGAACAGAGUAACGAAGAAGACUCGUCAGCUCCACAGAGCGAAGUGGAAGGCAGCGACCACGAGGAUAUCGACAAGAAUGUCACGUUUGUGGACGAGAAGACCAAGAAGGAGGGAGAACACAAAACCGUGACGUUGCAGGAGCCAGUAAGGGAAGACAGCGUGGACUCCGGCCUGGAAACGGACAGUUUCGCCGAGCAGACAUGCACGUACAUCAUGGUGGAAGCCAGACACGCCCUCGCCGUGACCCACAGCCCGGCGUGCGCGCGCGCAGUGCUGGCGUUCUCGCGCGCGUGCGCCGAGCGCACCGCCGCCGUCGCCGCGAUCGUCGCCGCGCAGGCUGCCCUGGUGCUCGUCAAUGAUAUAGGGCCCGGAUCCACAGUUCACCUGAAGACUCGCUCGGAGACAGACUUGGCUGGAAAUGAUAGGGUUCUAGCCAUCGCAGACUACGAUGUCGAUACGAGCCGACCAAGUACCCCUGGCUGCGAUACGUCAUCAGCUGAUUUACUUGAUGACGCUCCUAAGGAGAGUAAACCAGAAAUGACGGAUGUCACUGACGAAUGGGAUUGUUUCGAGGGCGGGUUCCCCGCGGAGGCGCCCCCCGCCGCCGCCCCCCGCCACUCCCCCGCGGCGCCCGCGACCCCUCAUCACCUCCACGCCAAGGUCACUGACCUCACGCUCUCUGUACGUCUACACGACCUGGAUCAUCUUACGAUCCUGUGCCCUCAACGUAAUGUGUCUAAGCUGCACGUAUUACAUCCCAGUAAGAACUCGACAAGAUACUACAUUGUGGUCGAGAGGACCUCAAAGUAUAACAGCAAGAAGAUUGUGGUCAGAUCUCCAUUGCAGAUUCGCAAUGAGACCUCCUACGCACUGGAGGUGUUCUACAAGAAAACAGAUCUCCAAGCAAUAAAUGCCGAACUCAUAGGCACGGUGGGAAACCCGUUCGAUGACAAGUUGCGACUGACCGUGGUCGCACCUCAGGACACGUACAACGUGCCGCUGUACAUAGCCUACCAUUGCAAGCUGUUCCUGUUGCCGUUAAAUUUCGAGGGCUACCAGACAUCCACCCAGGGUCUAUGGUGGAUGGAGUUAGCCCAGGACGUGAGUUUAGCUCGGGAUAUUGUCUGCCCGGCCAAGGCUGAUGGGGACAGUCGGGUGUUCGCCAUGAGGAUUCUCACUGUGGAAGGCUGCCAAACCCACAAAGUGUCCAGGGCCAUCCCGAACUACCUGAUUCGAGUGGUACCACCCCUGGCUAUAUACAACAGACUGCCUCACGCCCUCCAGAUUAGAACCACUGCCGGGACUACUGCCGGAGACAACACCACUGCCGCGGCGGACGCUACAGGGUGGAGCGUGCGCAUAGAAGCGGGCGAGCGUGCGCACACGCACUCGCUACAGCUGACGCAGACGCACAGGUUGACGGUGGAAAUGCACUACAUGGGCAUGCCUUGGACUGGCAGCUUUACUUUGUCUCCAGAUCUGACCGAGAAGAACAUUACAAUGAACAGUGAGUACGAGUCAGACUCAGGGGGGGCGGGGAAACUGUAUGUCUGCGUGAGAGUGGACAGGAAUGAGUGUUGGCAAUUAUAUAUACACGCUCAGCACUGGAUCAUCAACAAAACUGGAUUGCCGCUCCAACUCAAGGGCCGGCACUCGGACGCAUGGUACGAGGUGACGGACGAGCCGCUGCUGUGGAGCCCGCGCGGGCGCAGCGCCGCGGCGCGCGUGCGCGCGCACCAGUCGUGCUGGUCGCGCGCCGCGCCGCUCGCCGCCGCCGCGCCCGGGCUCGUCGUGUGCGCGCACGCAGAGAGGCGGACCAACUACAGGAUACUGCUCAACGUAACUUUAUCCGAACUGUGUCCUCAACUGACGAAGAUAGUGACCCUGCUGCCUUAUUUCCUGGUGUAUAAUGACACCAAAAGACACCUUCGAUUUAUGGAGGAGAACGAAGCGGCUGAUCUUUGGUUCGACUUAGCUCCGCAACAGUGCACGCCAUUCUGGCCCCAAACGGACUCAAUGUCUAUGCACUGCAAGUACCGUGACUCCACAGUGGUAUCUCAACACUUCCCCAUCACUAAGAACCAUUUUACCGUGCUCAGGAUGGAUAAAGGGACAGCGAUCUGCGUAGAAGUGACCGGCGGGACGGACCGCCCGUUCACGAUCACGUUCAAGGCGUUCACGCCCGGGGACGCCCCGGUCCGUGUGGACAAUCUGUGCGACGACCUGUUCCUGAAGCUGCAUCAGGCUGACAGUGGACAGGUGGCGCUGCUGAGCCCUUAUCAGUCUAUGCUGUACACUUGGGACGACCCGUCCAAGGAGAGGAAACUCCUGUGGAACAUAUACAACAAUAAGGGCAAGGGAUAUGUCGCUGAUUUCAGUCAGGACGGGUUCGGCGAAGAAAAGGUCAGUUUCCACUCGGUGAAGCACUCCACCCUGGUCGCCACCAACAGCGUGACCUCCAAACUGUCCUCCACCUUCAAACGCCUGACCCCCAAAUCUCCAGAACCUUGCUCCUCCAGCAGCGACGACUCCGACAGCUCUGAUCGUCCAGAGACCCAUCAGAAGGCGAAAAAGAUGAGAAAGGACAAAGUCAUAGUCUAUUGGGUCUCGUACAUGGAAGGUUAUCAGCGCGUUUUCGCGUUAGCUCAAGACGAAAGGAUAGCAUAUCAAUACAAAAUGAGAAUCAAUUCGGAGAGAAGUAAUUACGAAGUAUAUAUGUCCUUAUCAGGCGCAAAUCUGUCAGUUUGUGUUCAGACCAAUACGGGGGUGAAAGAGUUAGCGUAUUUGAGCAUAACGGAUACUCUGCCGAGAUGGGAGGUCAAUAUUGGUUGCAAAUGGAAGCAGUUGUCGCCAGAUUUGACGGCGUGGAUUGAGGACAAGUAUCAGAAUGACCAGAAGAAGUGCCAGUUGAAGGAGUAUCUGCAUUUGGAUUUGGAGAAAAUGCAAAUGACCAAGCCGUUCUUCUCGGAGUUGAGGAGGACGUAUAAUCCUGGCAUAUGGUUGCAAUUCAGGAAAUCAGAAACUCACACUUACUGGCAUCUGAAACUGCAAAGGUUACAGCUCGACAACCAAUUGAACGAAGCGGUUUUCCCCAGCGUCCUCUACCCAGCUCCCUUACCCUCCGAAGCCAGGUCCAGCCUCGGCCUGAAACCAAGCAUCGAAAUCGUGACCUUGAAACAACACAGACCAUCUUUAAACCAAGACGUUUACAAAUAUGUAAAGGUUCUGAUAAAGGAGUACAGUGUUAAUUUGGAUAGAGGUUUUGUCAAUCAUAUUUUUGAUAUUCUUAACCAUUGGAAGAUUGAAGAGAAGCCAGCGGUGAGGUUAAGAGCUGAUUUGGCGUUAGUACACAUGCCGUUGCCAAUUAUAGCAUUUAAAUGUCAGAAUAACGCGCAGAAGAAUGUGGUGUUCGAAUACGUUCACCUGUCGCCUAUAAAGAUUGUUCUUAGUCUGUCUUCUAGAGGAUAUCUAGCGGAGAAUACGAACAGUCCUGGAAGAACCAGGUUUGGGAACAAGAAAGAGAAUCGGCCUAAGUUGUUCAAUAGUGAUCUUUUGGAGUAUUUGUUCAAUUCCUGGGGUUCGUCGCUGUGUGAUAUGAAGGACGUUGUUUUGAGGAUGUCAUACCUGGAACUCCGCAACGCCACAACGCCGAUGUCCGGGGUGAUAGAAGCAGCAUCCAGACAUUACUGGACUCAAUUGGUCCAGCAGUUCUACGUGCUGGUCCUCGGGCUUAAUAUCCUGGGCAACCCGUACUCCCACAUCGGGGAUUUCUGUAGGAACAUGAGGAAUUAUUAUGAGCCUUGUUUGGGAGCGAUAAACGGUCGACGGGCAUUGGACGUGGCGAGCAAGUUGUCCGACAGCGCGGCCGCUCUGCUUGGCCAGCGAGCCAGCGGCGACACCGCCACCGUCUUCAGGGACGUGGUGGUCACCCACCAUAGCAGGAGACCACUGGAAGAAGAUUCAAUCAAGAACGACAUACCCGAGGCGGUGAUCCUGGGAGACUUUGCCAACCCCGCCAGCGUGGCCUUAGCGUUGACCGGACUCAUAGCAAGACCAACUUUCGACGUAUGUCGGGAAGCGGCGCGUUCAUCUUUGACUCGUCAAUUGGGGGUCAGUUCAGCGGAGAGCAUGCUGAAGGCGUGUGUGGAGAGAAGUGGGGGAAGGCUGAUAGCCCGCAGGAGACUCCCUAGACAUUGCCCUGCCACGGAUGGUAUAAGGCCAUUCUCCCAGCACGCGGCCCUAGGGCUCCAACUGCUGACGUUGCUAGGGCGCGGACACUACGCCGACACGGACGAGUACAUUGCGCACGCGCACCUCGGGCCGAAGUCUAACUGCACGCUGCUUAUAUCUACACAACACAUAUUCAUGGUCCGAGCGGGCGGUAACAGUGGGUCUUGGCACACCGAGUGGGCGGUCAAGUUGGACGACCUGAUUGGAGUGCCCACCAUACAGGGGGAUAAGCUGCAACUCAAUAUCAAGCAGGACGAGAUGGUGAGUUACUUCUCCACUGAUGAGAAGGUCAUCGAAGUGUCAGACCCCGAAGUCUUAUCAUGGCUACAGGCUAAGAUCGAGUGCGCCCUCAUACUCGCUUUGGAGGACAAACGCUGCCCCACCGAUGCAGAUUAAAUUAGUUUUAAACCUCUUGGUCCACGUCUUAAAAGAGAAUAAAUGGAAUGUUUUGGAUCAAGGUUUGAGUUGCCACAGAAAAAUUACUUAGAAAUCUUUAUGAAUUAACGUUUUAGGUUAAAAUAACUGAAAAGUCUGCAGCCGAAAGGUUAAACUUGCACUUGACUAUAUUUAUUUAUUAGGCUUACCAACAGUCGUUACAAUAUGACACGUUACAUAAGAAACAUUAAAUAAAUCAGUAAUAAUCGCUACAUCAAUUACAAGGCUAUAAAUAUAUACUGUUGGUCAGGCUGAUUAAUUUAUUACCUGACGAUUAAGUGAACAAACAUUUUACAGUGCUCACUAUUUAGACUAUAUAUUUUGAGAUAGCAUUUAAUUUUUCCUGCGUGUCAAAUCAUUACCUCACCAUUUUUUUGUUUGAAGCCAACGAACAUAAAGAUAAAAUUCUUAAAAAAUCUUUAGGCGUGGAUUAAGGUUACUAGUACUUCGGUCUAUUAAUAACAUAUAACAUACAACCCAAUCAAAUUUUCUACAUAUAUAUAUAUUUAUAUUGGCGAUGACGACGAACUGAAUUUUUGAAGCAUUUAUCAAUGUUUGAAUUGCGAUAACGAAUUAAGUCUCACAAGACUUAUUUACCUGGCAAGUAAUAACUACAUAAUAUCUUAAUUAUUAAAAGAUCAAGUUACCCCUGUCUCAGCGUAUAAAUAAUAACUACAUUAUGUUAUUACAGAAAGACAAAAAGAAACAAUUUCCAUCGACAUUUUCGACGAAAUAUCAUUAAAAUCCAAUUUUAGAUAAAUGUAAGAAAUAGGAAGAUAAUAUGUUACGUGAAAUAUUAAAUUGGUUACUUUUUUGAUGCCGCACCUACAAUAAUAAAAUUUAAAAAAAAAACGUUUACAAAUGUAAGAAGGUUGACUGUUUUUUUUUACAAUAGCAAGCAUAAUUAACGGAGAAUUAUGAGAGAGUAAAUAAAUAGGCUCGAAGUUCGAGACUCAUGUUACGAGAUAUUAACUCAACGAUACUAUAUUUUAUAAUAAGUUCUUAUAUAGAUAAACAUCCAAGGCCAAUCAAUGGCCGGGAUUAGAACCUGGGACCUAUCGCUGCGCCACGCAGGCUACUAAACACAUACUAUAUUUAUUUGAAAUUUUGAUACAAAAGUUUUAAAAACCAAGUUCCCGUGGAGAGAGAAAAAUAAAGUAUACAUAAAUAGUAGUUACCUGAAAAAAAAUGCUUAACUGCUCUACAUAUAAAUAUAUAGGUGCGGUAACACAAGCAACAAUAGUAAACUGUUUGUUAUAUGUAUACGUAAUUGUAUGUGUCAUGUAGUUUCAACAGAUUCACGAACAAAUGUCAGAACAUAUCAGACGAUUUUUUUUAAUGACAAUAAUUUUUACUGCUGCUGAAAUAUAAGGGCAUAUUUUUUUUUCUUGGAAUCUUCUUACUACCAAUAUGUAUAAAACUACUUCAUGACAAAAAUGAAACGAUUCAACAUUCUGAUUAUUUAGUUUAUAGUAUUUAUAUUAGGAAGUUUACUUUGAACAUUGAAAAAAAAAAUGUCUAUAUCUUACCCUAGUAAAAUCAUACAAGACUUUCUUAAAAAGAAAACAUUAUUUUUGUCUUGUCGACAAGUUCUAGUCAAAUGAAGCUUUAUUGCUAAUUGUUAGAAAUAAGAGAAAUUAUGAUGACCCCUUUUCUAUUCAACCUAAUGCUUAUAUGCAAAAUUAAAAAAAAAAUAACCGCGUAUUAAAUAGUUUUUUUUUCAGAUUAUGAACUAAAGCCAAUCGAAAAGUCUGUAUAAUAAACUCAUUUUAAUUUUUUUUUAUAUUUAAAAAGUAAACAACGCUUAACUUUAAUAAGCUUCUAACUUGCCGAGAGGGAUUUUGUUCAGUUUGGCAAAACGAAGUUACUUUGAUCUCAAAUUAGGUGCCCAAAAGGACGAAAUGUAUUUUAUGUUAAAUUCUUAUUAAUGAUAGUUUUUCGCUAACGAAUAUAUAACUAACCUCAUAAAAACCUCAUUUAUUAAUAAAUAAUAGUUAAGUUGCUGUUUUAUGCGUAUUAAAAUAAUAGUUGGAUUGUUUUGGGCGUAAUCAUCGUUAGAUAUCUUUGCGUAUUUGAGUUAAAGGCCUAGCCUUAUUGAAGAAAUUAUUUUCUAGAUUAAUUGUUUUAAGAAUUAAGCUAACUACAAAAUGAAACAUACA